This is a messenger RNA of Leptosia nina, 1044 nucleotides long. Lineage: Eukaryota; Metazoa; Arthropoda; Insecta; Lepidoptera; Pieridae. The record is from the annotation of a GenBank genome assembly.
AUGGCAGGUUUUACGGAAAAUGCUUUAAUUCGAAAAUUGCAAGAUUUGAACUCGAGCCAACAAAGUAUUCAAACGUUGUCCCUGUGGCUUAUACAUCAUAGAAAACACCAUGCUGCUGUUGUUAAAACAUGGUAUAAGGAGUUGCUAAAAGUAAAAGAUAGCAAACAGUUAACAUUUAUGUACCUCGCAAAUGAUGUAAUACAAAAUAGUAAGAAGAAAGGUCCGGAAUAUGGGAAAGAGUUUGGAGAGGUGUUAUUAGAUGCAUUUAAAUUGAUGGCUAAAACUGGGAUCAAUGAAAAGACUAAACAUUCUUUGCACCGAAUACUUGGUAUUUGGGAGGAAAGAGGUGUUUAUGAUGCAAAGAAAAUUCAAGAAUUUAAAAAUGCAGUUGAUCCAAAUGAUGCAAUACCAAAAAAAGUUAGUAAAAGAAAAUCUACCGAUGUCGACAAUAAGAGUCAAGGAAAAAAGCAAAAGACAGAGAAGACUGAAAAAACAGAAAAGCGUAGAUAUAGCGAGACAAAGAUUGAGGUUGAUGGCAAAAUUGAGACACACAUCACACUCAGCCCUAAAACACCUCCGGGUGACCCACCAGAACCUGAAGAACUAAUUAAAGCCUUGUUAGAAUUGGAAGCGAGUGCCUCCAGUGAUGAAGCAGUAAGAGAAAAAAUUGCAUCCCUUCCCCCAGAGGUGUCUGAGGUGCAGUUAUUGUCAAAUCUACAAGACAAAGAGUCUGCCCUCAAUUUAAGCUAUAUGGUUAAUUCGGCUGUCGAUCUCUUGGCUGAGUAUAAUUUGCGGCUGUCUGACGAACUGGACAAAAGGAGAAAAGUGGACGCCAUGUUGAGGGACUUUGCGCAAGCGCAACAGGAUCUAGCUAAACUCGCCGAAGCUAGGCUCGAGGAGUACAACAUAAUACUGCAAAAGCUGUAUGCUGUGAAAACAGAGUUAAAAUCCCAUAUUGAAAGUCUACCCGAUGUCUCUCGUUUGCCUGACGUGACUGGAGGCCUAGCGCCUUUGCCCUCCGCUGGUGACCUUUUUAGUGCAUGA